UGUACCAAUCAAAUCAUCGUUAUUUAAUUUCUUUGUUAAAUCUGACUCAUAACAGCUAAAAAAUUUAGCCUUUCGUCAGUAGUCUAUGAUCUCAAAUAAGAUUUGAUCCUUUUUAAGACCGAAAAUGACCACUCUACAGAAGUUAGAAAUAGGGCAGGAAACACAACUAUCAAGUUUUACAUUUUAAAACACUGAAGGUGGUUCGGACGCUCAGUAUCACUAAUGGACCAUAGUAGGAAUACGUACGAUGCUCCAGGGUUGAACCGUUGGCAAAAUAAUUCUAAUGGCUCAACUGUAUCUAAAAUGCAACACAAGUACUGGGUAACUAAACAGCAAGUAUGUAAAAAAUUGGGGAAAAAGGAUGACGAAUUCAUAGGCUCAGACGCUGAACUCGAUGCUAAAUUAGAACUAUUUAAGUCUAUUCGUGGUAUACGACGAAAAGUUUAUAAUUUAGCAUAUGAAGAAAAUCAAAUGGGUCUGUUUUUAAAAAGAUCUGGAAACAAAGAUCAAACUAAAGCUGGCGAAAUGAUGCAAAUUUUGGGAAGUUGCAUGGCACAGUCAGGACAAGAGAGAAUUGGUUUACGUACGCCAUUAGCCAGGUUACACCAGGAAAUAGAAACGUUUUGUUUAAGAGCUGUGGAGGAUACUCAGGGCGAUGUAAAACGUAUGGAAAAUGCCCGUACAGACUACAGGGCUGCUCUGAAUUGGAUGAAAGACGUUUCCCAAGAACUUGAUCCGGACACCAAUUCACAGUUAGACAAAUUCAAAAACGUGCAGACCAAAGUAAAAAAGUCCAAACAGCAGUUCGAUCACCAUAAAUUGAUCUGUUUGCAAAAAGUCGACCUGCUUGCCGCUGCACGUUGUAAUAUGUUUUCACACGUCCUUAUUUUCUAUCAACAAAGUUUGCAGCGAUUUGCCGAAUCCGUCGCAGCUUCGUUUGAACACGCAACUAAAGAUUUUAAACGUAAGCAUGCGAGGCAUACGCAUACAAUCACUAAUUAAUUGUUUUUUUUUCUAAAUUUUAAUCGAAUCAUAUUAUAAAAAUUAAAUUAC
Messenger RNA from Acyrthosiphon pisum (pea aphid), 1053 nucleotides. RefSeq names its product islet cell autoantigen 1-like. Gene Ontology annotation, cellular component: Golgi apparatus. Gene Ontology annotation, biological process: regulation of transport. Gene Ontology annotation, molecular function: protein domain specific binding. NCBI's taxonomy places the organism in Eukaryota, Metazoa, Arthropoda, Insecta, Hemiptera, Aphididae. The record is from RefSeq and is a predicted model, not a curated record.